Messenger RNA from Xiphophorus maculatus (southern platyfish), 3831 nucleotides. RefSeq lists its product as uncharacterized. Bases 385 to 1755 code for a protein of 456 amino acids. The transcript has 12 exons. The record is from RefSeq and is a predicted model, not a curated record. Lineage: Eukaryota; Metazoa; Chordata; Actinopteri; Cyprinodontiformes; Poeciliidae.
CUCUCUCUGCGCCAGAUGAUCCCCGGAGCUGCGCGGCGUGGCGCUGUGGAGCCCUCUCCGUCUCCGUCUCUGUCUCAGCGCAGGUUGAUGAAAGUGUUUUGGACUCCUUCUGAAGAUCUGGCCAUCUGAAAAGACCGCACAAAAUGGACAUGUUGAUACUGUUGGUUACAGUCUUCUGUGCGCUCUGGGGUCCCUCCGCUACUUUAGAUAAGAAAGAAGUUUGUUAUGGCCAGGACCUUGCAUUUCCCGAGCACAUUCAACGAAAUAUUCAACAAGGGCCGCUGUAUUUUACUCCAAGCAAUGGAGGCAAGAGGAAAAUACUGAUGGAAAAUGGGAAGGUGAACCACCUGUUGCUGUUCUGGUGUAGGCUGGGAAUAAUUGUGCAUGCAGAUGGCAAAGGACCCACGGCUGAAAGUUGGCAAGUUUACCACCAGCCUUACAUUGUUAACCAAAAAGGAUGAAGGAGUUUAUGCACUGACAAAUGGCAGUACAAUUAUUGAUGAGUUGCAAUUGAAAAUAAAAGAUUGUGCUGAAGAGAUCAUCAAGGAUUACAUGGAUGAAUGGUCUUAUCGGUUACCUGUCCUGAUUCACUAUGUGGAAUAUACUUCACCUCACAAUGAAGAUGAGACAUUAGUUCUGUGGAAUUCAACCAAUCCUCAGAGUGAGCAAAGAAAAGGAGUCGUCAAGAACUAUUUCUGGACAAUCUCUGGUGUCACUCAGGCAGACAACGGCUACUACAACUUCAGAAAAAAAGAAGGCACUCUUCGUUCAAGGAUACUUCUCACUGUAAAAGAGAAAACUCGUUACUAUGAUUCAAAAGGGAACGAGGAUCUUCUUAUUAUGACUCCAUGGACUAGAAGACCCUGGACCGUGACGUUUAAAGAUGUAGAAACCAAACACGUAACAAUAAUAGAAAAUGGCAAUUUGGUCUGGGAUGUUAACAGGUUCUCUGGGAGAAUUAGCAUUCAAAGUAAUGGCAUUAAAAUAAAAUCUGUAAAAGCUAUGGAUUCUGGUACUUAUGAGUUCAGAGACCCACAAGGCAACCUGGCGUUUUCUGCCCAUGUGUCCGUCGAUGACCGUGUCUCGCAUCCCCAGGUCACAUAUGUUGUUGUUGCUGUCGUUGCUGUCGUUUUGGGGCUGUGUUGCUGUUUCUGUUGCAAAAGGAAAUGUUGCUGUAAAAAGAACAAAUCUGCAGAUACAGCAACAUCUGCUGUUACUUAUCAUGACAAGUCUGAUUCAGCUGCUUCAUCACCUGCCGUGUAUUAUCAUGGUACAAGUCAGCCAACAGGACCAAGUUACCCAAUUCAAACAUCCUCAAUUUACACUCCUCAUCCAGCAAACCCUCCAGCCUACACAGGAACUGUAGCUGUUUCCAUUGAACAACCGCCUUCGCAGCCUAACACCGCUGUGUACCCUCCACAACCUGCCAGUGUCUAUCCUCCACAACCUGCCAGUGUCUAUCCUCCACAACCUGCCAGUGUCUAUCCUCCACAACCUGCCAGUGUCUAUCCUCCACAACCUGCCAGUGCAAACCCGCCACAGCCUGAACCUAGUCUAUAUCCUCCCCUUUCUGAGUUUGGACCUCCAGCGUCUCAGGGAUCUGCAGCAACUCCUACGUUCAGCUCAGACAUGUUCUCCCCUGAUGCUGAGCCGAGAUUUCAGCUAAAAGGAUUGGCUUUUCCCUCAGCUCCCCCUCUCAGUUCAGAUGUACCGAUCUGUGAUGUCUACAACUCAGAUAAGCUGAGCUUUUUGUAAACACCCUUCUGAACACUGUGUUGAUGGAACUGUUUCAGCCUUUACUGGACGUUCAUGCUUUGUUUCUCCAGAGGCCUUCUACAAAUCCAGGGACCACACUGCCUAGAAUAAAAAGACAUAAACCACACAUAAUCAGGUAUAGGCAGGGGCGGACUAAGGCAAUAAUCCACACCAGGAAUUUGGUACAAUUGCAGCCCACCACCAAGACUGAGUUAAAUUUAAUCAAGAAUAAGACAAACCAUUAUUGGUCUAGACUAGAAGUGGAGUUUACAUUGAAGCAAAUAAAAAUAUUUCAUAUACAUUUUAGAAAGAUGUCAUAUGGAAUAAUCCUCAUAUAUAGAGCUAACAAAGUUUAAGAUGGGUUAAGGAGCUACAUUGUGUCAAGUAGUUAAAUAAAAUUUAGCAGAGAAAGACAGCAGCUAACAAACAAUGGGAACAUUUUUCAAAAUUUAGUAGUGCAACCAUCUAACCUCUACAGUUUUAAGAUUGCAUGUUACAGCUGCAACAGAUGGUGCCACCAAGACUGCAUCAAGAACCCACCAAGGUGUUGUGCUUUCUUUCUGUAUGUUGUUACGUGAUGAAUGUGUGAGAUCACAUAAUCCGCUUAAACAGGAUGGGGUAGGUAAAUAUCGGCACCAUCCAUUUCUCUCUUGUCAGAAAAUGCAUGUCAUGCAAUCUCACAGCACGGUGUGCAUUCUGAGGUCACCCACAGAAUGCACCAGAUUCUGCUUACACGUCGUUAUUUUACAUGACAUAAAACAUAUUUUGCAGAAUAACAUGGGUCUGCAGGUAUGACUGCCAUACCUGUGACAUCUUUUUUAGGGUUAAAGGAGAUGGGACUCUAUAAGUCAAUUUAGAGUUUUUGAAGUGGGUUGCAUACACAAACACAACCAGGGUGGUGUUAUUUUUUGUUCCCUAUUGAGAAUUAAUUUAAUGUAAAAGGAAAAAAAGGCAACCAGAAAAUAUUUUGGUGCACCCGAUGGACAGUCCGCCCCUGUAGCAUGCACUGACGCCAGAUUCUGUUUACAUGUCGUUAUUUUAGUAGAGAUCUCAUCAGGCCAAGUCCAAAGAAGUUUUUAAAAAUGUAAUUAACUUCAUAUCAUUUGUGAACUGUUUCAAGUGCAAAUCCGAUUCACUGCGAACACAAUGAUUCACUACAAUUAGGGUAGCCAGUAGACGCAGCAUCAUAAUCAGUUUGUGUGCUGGAAAAAUGCAAUCAGAGAAAAUGUCAAACGUGGAGCUUUUUACGUUAGAUUAGAAAAGGUCUGCUAGCACUGGGUAUCAUCAAGAACAGGACUCUCAGAGAAAAAAGGUUGUAAAUCACUAAGAUAAUUGAUGCAUGAGCUAUAAAAUAGUUUAGGUAUUUAUAUAUAUUUAUUUAUAUAUAUUUAUAUAUAUAUAUGCACUGAUUAGUAAAAUGGCAUUGCAUUGAAUUUUUACUUUUAAAUUGUGUUUUCUCAGGUAAAAAAAACAUUAUAUUUAAACUGCCAUAUUAACAGCUAUAUACCCGUAAAUGUAUCUCAAAGUAUAUUUAAAAGAAAUCAUUAUAUCAGAAAUGCCUCCAAAGAAGGGUAGAUGUAGAUUUUUUACCCUUGUUACAGUUUUUCUAUUUGUUUUUUGCUGCAAACACUACUUUCUCUGAGCCUUUUUGAUGUUAGGAUUAAUUGAUGCUGUUUCUUUUUUUUUUUUUUUUUUUUUUUACCAUACUCUGUUUUUUUGUACAGCAUUGGUAUGUAAUUUGUGUCUGUACAUUAUUGUUCUUUGAAACUUGUUGCUACAUUAAAGGACUUAAUUUUCACUUUCAAUAAAGUGAAAAUCCCCAUUAAGGAUUUUAGAGUUUGUGUGAAUAUAGAAAUGUAUCUACUUAUAAAAUUAUUGUAAAAUUAAUGAGUGGUUCAACUGAAAAACUUAAGUGAUGCAAUUGUUGCCUUAAAAAAAACAAGUAUUGAAACUUAUGAAAGAAAGUUACAAAAGUUGCCCAAUUGACAACUAUUUAUAAUUUAAACUUGAUAUUAUGAGAUGAAAUGACUUGUUAUUGAACAUUAAUAAAAAAAAAACCCUGAUUACUCUCUUGAA